UGGGGGUAAAAAUACAGCACAGAGAGGACAGUGGGGACCACAAAGGAAUGGAAACAGCACCUCGGUAAAUUUUAGGACCUUUUUGUUGUGAUGUGAAUCUGUUGGAGCGGUAGUUAAACUGUGAGCUGAGGCGGCUGGCAGGCGAACAACUGCCUCAUAGGAGUGGGGAAUGUGAGCGGGUGAAGCGGCGCAGCAGCAGGGCGCACCGCUGUCUCCGACUGCUUUUUCUCAGCUGAGCCAUCAGCAUCCAGAGGCCCCGGCUGUUUUCCCAGGCCUGUACCCCGAAGGAUAGACUUUCUGUACACAGUAAGGUGGACUCCAAAAUGGGGGUGAAAACCUUCACCCACAGCUCAACCUCCCACAGCCAGGAGAUGCUCGACAAGCUAAAUGCUUUGCGCAAUGAGGGUCACUUGUGUGACGUGACUAUCCGGGUCCAAGACAAGCUCUUCCUGGCACACAAAGUGGUCUUGGCCUGCUGCAGUGAAUUCUUCCGCUCCAAGCUCGUGGGCCGACCAGAGGAGGAGGAAAAGUUUGUUUUGGACCUUCAUCAUGUGACAGUUAGUGGGUUUGCCCCACUUUUGGAAUAUGCCUACACCUCUACCCUUUCCAUCAGCACAGAGAAUAUCAUCGAUGUCCUGGCAGCUGCAAGUUACAUGCAGAUGUUUGCUGUGGCUAGCACGUGUUCAGAGUUUAUGAAGUCAAGUAUUCUAUGGAGCUCAACCAACAACAACAGCAACAACCUAGCAGCAGAUAAACCACAUGAAGCAGCACCUGAGAGUGCCUCGUCAAACUGUGCCCUGACACCGUUGGACGGCAGUGUGUCCCCUGUAUCAUCUGACUGCAGCGUGAUGGAGAGAAACGUUCCUAUCUGCCGUGAAUCACGACGGAAACGGAAAAGCUUUGUCACAAUGGCGUCACCAGAGAGUCCUCUCAAAUGCACUACACAGAUGGUUACCACCUCCCCUCAGAUCACCAACCCGUCCCCAUCAUUCUCAGAUGGCCCAGCCCAGCCUGUGGAGUCUUCCCUGGCCUUUCCUUGGACUUUCCCUUUUGGAAUUGACCGCAGGUUUCACUCAGACAAAUCCAAGCUGCCAGAGAGCCCCCGCUGUUUGGAGCAGGGCGCCCCAGGGACCUCAGAAGGCGUGGUCGCUCGGCGGCUCAGUGACUUCCUGACAUGUGAGAGCUCCAAGGUAGCAUCCUCACCGGUGGCAACAGAGGAGGAAGAUGUGAGGGUAAAGGUAGAGCGUCUCAGUGAUGAGGAGGUUCAGGAGGCAUCAUCCCAGCCAGUCAGCGCCUCUCAGAGCUCAAUGAGUGACCAGCAGACGGUACCAGGGAGUGAACAGGUCCAGGAAGAACUGCUUAUCAGUCCACAGUCCUCUUCUAUAGGAUCAAUGGAUGAAGGAGUGUCAGAAAGCUUGCCUUCAAUGCAAAGCACCUCUAAUGCUGGAGGACACGCAGAGGAUGAUGAGAGACUGGAAGGUAUUCAGUAUCCAUACCACCUCUAUAUAAGCCCAUCGGCUCGACCCGGCACCAACGGGCCCGACCGGCCUUUUCAAUGUCCAACCUGCGGAGUCCGAUUCACACGCAUUCAAAACCUGAAACAGCACAUGCUCAUACACUCCGGCAUUAAACCUUUCCAGUGUGACCGCUGUGGGAAAAAGUUCACACGGGCCUACUCCCUAAAGAUGCAUCGGCUGAAGCACGAAGGUAAACGCUGUUUCCGGUGCCAGAUUUGUAGCGCCACAUUCACGUCCUUCGGUGAAUAUAAGCACCACAUGAGGGUCUCCCGACACAUAAUCCGCAAGCCGCGGAUUUAUGAGUGCAAAACAUGCGGCGCCAUGUUCACCAACUCUGGCAAUUUAAUUGUACACCUGAGGAGUCUGAACCAUGAGGCAUCCGAGCUAGCAAACUACUUCCAGAGCAGUGAUUUCCUCGUGCCCGACUACCUGAGCCAGGUGCAGGAGGAGGAGGAGGCGCUGGGAGUUCCAUAUGAGCUGGAGGAGUCCCAACAUCACCCGGUCUACCCGGGCAGCACCUCCAACGUCGCCACCACCACUACUGCCUCGUCCUCUUCCUCAGUCCAGAUGCCAGUCAUCUCCCAGGUCUCCUCUUCCACACAGAACUGUGAAAGUUCCUCUGGCUUCCUUUCACCCAACCCCCUGGACCCCCUGGAAACCCCAACCUCCAAUAAGACAGACGCCGACGAGACGGCAGCCAUGACAGAGGAGAACAAGAUGAACGACAGCAUCAGAGGCAGUUCUCCAGAGGUGUUUGAAGAGGAGCAGCAGCACACUCAGGCUAAGGAGGUGGCUUCCAUUACCUUAGAGUGAUUCAAGUCUUCUGCCUGCCCCUCAUGUCCUAUCUUGCACUCAGGUCAUAUGGGAAUAUAUGUUGAUUUCAUGCCUGAAAGAACCCACUUGGAGAUCUGCAUUGCAACCCUUAUCAUGUGGAACCAUGGCAGUGCAAUGGUGUUUUCUGAAGAUGCUGGUAACCUCAUGGCAUUGUUCUACAUGCAAAACUGCAGCACUUAUUUGAGUUUCACACUAGAUUUAAUUGGCUGGAGAGUCUGGGUUUCUCAGCAUUUUAGUUACCUGAAACUGUGAGUUCGCAGUAUUUUUAUUAGUAGUUUUAGUAGUGAGCUUGUUAGUUUCCCAUAUGACUUGAUUGCAACACCAGUUGUAGUCGUUUAAGUGUCAGCCAGUUGGAGGUCCGUUCAUUCCAAGCCUUGCUCUACUUUUAGAAAGUGCCUGAGAGUUCACACUUUAGCAAAGUCACGUAGAAGAAGAAAAGUGACAAAUCAAGUCUUUGCAAACUGAGCUAAAAAUAGUCCUUGUAUUAAAUUUGUAAUAUUAAUGCUAGGCAGAGACUGUGUUAUUCAUCUGGUGCCGUUGCUAUUGGCAAAUUAUAAUAUGUUAAUAUUAAUCUUUACUGCAGUAGUUUGUACUGUACUUCUAUAUGAAUGCUGUGUAUGUUGAGUGUUGUUCUACGAUGUAUAAGGUGUGUAUGUGCAUUUCAAUGACCAGUAUGAACACAGUGCAUUUCCUUUUUAAAUGUUUAAAACUUGAACUAUAUUGACAGAUUAUUCCCUAAAGGUAUCUGUGCAGUGUGAACAUUUUUUGAGCUGUUCCUCAGUUUUAUUUGUCACUGAACGCUGUUGGGAAAUCCCACCCUGGUUCUUUUAAAACGCUAAUCCAGUGUCAGAAAAGUGCAGACUUAAACAAAAGGAUGGACAGUUCGAGGUUGUUUCAUAAAAAGGCAUGGGCCAGUAUGAGAUUCUUACGAUAAGGACCUUGUGUAAAAAUGUUAUAUUUACUCAGAAAAUUUAAACCAAAUAUCUGUGACAUGAUCAAGUUGGUUUUCUUGAGAUAGAAAGGCAGCCAUUAUUCCUACGACUGCUGAAAUAAUAGAACGCGGAUUAUUACCGUUAUAUUUUGUCUGUAACAUUCAUUGUCAUAGUUCAAUUUUGACACAUAGAGAAACAUACCUUUAUUUGAUAAACAGCCACUAAUUGUAGUGGUUAUGGUGGAGGAUGUUAUUUAGCUGUUUGUCAGUUUUUCUGCUCUUUACAGAUCAACACGAGUCUAACGAGCUGAUAUUACUUGUUUGACUUUUUAGCCUGCAGUUCUAUCCUUUCCAGACUUGCUGCUGGUAACCUAAGAGUUGUAGUUUUUAAAGUCAAAAGUGAGGGAAAAAUGCAUUAGCCUUCUUUUAGCCAGCUGAAUGUCAGUGCACAUCUGCUCCGUGAUAUUCCAUACUGUUGCUCACUCUGAAUGUUGUCGUCUGUGGAGUCUCAUUUAAAGGAACCAUAGAAGCAGUAUGAUGGAAAUGUUAGCUAACUUUUUAAAACCUUGGUAUAAUUACUGGUACCAGUAACUGGCCCAUGCCUGUGUACAACAGCAGUUGUUAUAUUACCAAAUUAUCUUAAAAAUGUGGUCAUUUAUUAUUUCACCCCAGCUGCAGCUCGGCCUGCUUGGUGAAUUAGUUUCUUAUUGUCAGUUUGUGUUGAAGUUUUGGAUAUUUUACAUGGUUUUCAAUUGCUUGAUUAUCAAUAGGUACAUUGCUAAUGUUUUAACAUAGUGCAUGCCCAUUGGAGUAUUGCUUUCACUUUGGUAAAACAUGACUGUUUUGAGGUUUUUAUUUAGCUUCACACAAACAUUACAAUGUCUUUAAGCAGUACCAUUUUACUGGUGCUGGUCACUCUGCCCUUUGUCAUUUUAUGCUUCUGCAUUUAUGGUUUCUUUGUGCUCAAAUAGGGGCCACUUUCUAUGGUCCCAACCGUGCACCAGUUAGCUACUGUUAUCUGCUUAUGGUCCAGCUAUAAGUAAAUGUGGUUUUAAAGCGGUUUUAAAUUUUGGUUUGAUCAGGGGUCAAAAUGUGAUAUUUUACAAGAUUAAAGCGGUCUAAACAGGGAUCAGAAUGACAGUGGAGAUGGGGUGUAAUAUAAAAUCUUCAGACCUUCAAAUACAUCUAUGUUAAAUUAUAGAUCAGAUUUGAGGAUUUCUCAGAUUAUAUAUUUCCAGCAUUUCCUUGAAAAAGGUAACUAACCAGAAAUAAAGAUAGUGAUAUGCAAUGAUUAAGUACAUUUGUAAAAAAUAUCUAGUUAUGUGUAAGAAAUAAAAGUUGGAAGGGAUGAAAAGGCAAUAUUUGGGAACAAAAUAAGGGUAUGACCUGGCAAAGCUUCAUUUUGGACACUUUAAGAACACCAAUCAAAUGUUGUCUUAAAAGUUCAAGUAGAGAAUUUCAAUCAGUCAACUUUUUUGCAUUAUGGAAAAAAAGCAGAGUGAUGAUGUUCUCUAUUCUGGUUGUAAUCAGAUUAUUUUUUUAGGCAUUGACUGUGAUAAUAUGUAGCAUAAAAGGGCAAUUCUAACCUUUGUCAUUGCAAAUGGAUAUUUGGCAGGAGUUGCAGUAUUUGAUUGCACUAACCUGGCACAUGUAAGGCUGCUGAAGUGAUUGUUUGGGCAUUUACUGUAAACAAGAAGUGAUCAGACCUGAGGAUGUUGGUUGUCCCAAGGCUGUGGAGUAAUACUGAUGUGACAUUGCUUUAGGAAUAGAAAUGCACCGAGCAGAAGUUUGUCUGAGUUUUGGUUUGCAGUUUUUGUAAAACUUUAGCCCACUGAGACAGAUUUUAGUAGAUUCCUAUUUCUUUUGAAGAGUUGUAUAUAAGAACAGCAUUUAAAAUAUUGUUUUUCUACAGCUCCUCCUGUAAGCAAGCCUUUUUUAGAGGUGGUGUCUCACUGUUCAACAGGAUUUUAUAAAAAAAAACAAAAAAAAACAUUGGCCAACAUUUCCAAAUUGAGCAUGUUCCAGGACAGCAGGUAUAACUUUGCUCUGUUCUGUUAAGCCUUUCUGUUAUCUGCUGGAGUUCCUGCUCUCUCUCGCCUGAAUCAACGUCAGAGACGACUCCUCUUCAGUCUUUUUUUCCUCGGCAACAGAGGGUGUUGCUUUUACUGCAGCCUGGUAGCACUUAGGUAGGGUGUGUUCACUGACCAGUAAAAGAUUGGAUUUUUGAGUUUCUGACCCUGUGCGUCCCUAUUCAUGAAGCAACUAGAACUUGCUAACGUAUGAGUGCAAAUACUGAGUACAUACGUAUAUGAAGCAGCAGCAACUGAUGAACCCAGCUUGGCAGCAGGCUGUUCUUCACAUUUCUGCCAUUAUGUUACAUAGCUGUGCUGUUUGGGUCAAAUUUCUGUUUUUCUGUGGUGUAAUGAUAUGGAUGCUGUCCUGCACAUAUGUAGUGAUGCCUGUGUCUUGAGAAGAUAAUGAUACCCAUGGUGAUGAUCCAUGAGUUGAACGCUACUCACAGUGACUCUGUUUCUUGUAAUAUUUUACUUCCCGCCCCAGUGAACUAGUCCAUACAGUCAACAUUUGGGUCAUACCGUAGGUGCUCACAUACAGAGUUGAUUGUAGAUGUUGACUUCAAAAUGCUAUUAUUUGGACACAUCCUGAAACCAGUCACAGCUGUUAUAUUAUAGGCUGGCGGUACCUUGUGCCAUCCUCACAGUCACUUUUUAAAAAAUGUGCCAUUUGCCCUUUUUAUCUGGGUACAAAUCAAACUUUUUAAAACAGGACCAAAUGUUCUCUGUCUCAUUGGGGAUUUGCCAUGGCAAUCAGUUACUGCACAUGAUAGAAAAAAAAGAUAAUCAUUCUAAGUAGUUCAUGCUGUUUAGCACAGGGGUCCUCUUGUUGUGGCCCCUAAAACACUGUAUGAUGUUGUGCAUUUAAGAGGCCAGCCUUAGUAAAUGGACCUAUUUUCUCUAGUUGCACAAUGUCACAAUGUAAAAAAGAACUUUUGUAUUCUCCUCUUGUAUGUCAUGCUUUUCAUCUGUUGUGCUUGGUGUCUGUAUUCUAAUGUUUUUUGAGUUUUUGUUUUCUACAAUGAAAUGCUGCUGUUUGUUGAAACGCAAAAGUGCCCAAAAUAUUUUUGUGAACCGAUGGUGUGCAAUAAAUGGACCGGUGUUGUUUCAAACUUUAAUCUUAUCUUUGGAACGGUAAGUUAGAAAAAUAAAUAUAUCUAAACAUGCAUAUUGUACAAAGGAGUUUAGGAUUUUGUUUCAAUCAAAUGUGACUGAAGGUGUGCCACACAGGUAGGAGCCCCUGUUUUGAUCUGUGAAACAUGGAGCAAGACUUUCUCACCAAACAACUGGUUCUGUUCAGCUUCUAAGUGUUUGUUUCAAAAGUCUGCAUGUUGAUAUCGUUCUGUGAAGUGACAGAGAGCAUGUCUUGAGAUGAGAUGGUUAGUCUCUAGGCCUUAUGACUUUCCAUUCAGCGUAGCUCUGAUGUGGACAGCAUGCCCUCUUCUAUUCUGUACAUUAUCCCUUUUUAUGUACAGUAUUUUAAAAUCUCUUGAUUACAUAUAGGACAUGCCUUUUCAGUGUACACUAGAUGUUGUAUACAUGCUCCAGUCCACAGGGUUUAUUUAACAAUAGGAAGACCCAGUAAAAGCUCCACAUAACAUAUAUUUUUAGUGAUUUUUGUAUUCUAGUUGCUGUUUUAAGACAUCUUUGGAUAUUCUUGUUAAAUGUGAAUAGGCCACUUAAUGUUUGAAUGAGGGGGCCUUGAUAGUCUUCUUUUUGUGACUGUCCGCAGUGUUUGUAUAUAUAUUAAUAUAUAAAUGUACAGUAUACACACUCAUGUUGGAUAUUCUUUAUACAGUAGAAUACUUGGUUUUAAUCUGCUUUCUUGCAGAUUAUGUAUUUUGUGUAUUUGAUACCGUAUCUCAACAGUAGUUUGGAGAGCCUGUACACAGAUGUUUCAGAUCAUGCUAGACUGUAUUAGGUGUUUUAACUGGAUCAUAUUUCAUGGUUGGCAGUGAGAAAACCCAGCAAGAUCACUCUAUACUAAAGAAUUUAUGGUUGUUUCAGAUCUUUGCUAUUGUUCUGGCUUUGCAGUCCUGUUGUUCUUACAAAAAGAGCUGUUUUUGUAUAAGUAUAACAUGUAAAUAAAACGACCUGAGUCAGAAUAAAAAA
Molecule: messenger RNA, 7466 nt
Organism: Girardinichthys multiradiatus
Lineage: Eukaryota; Metazoa; Chordata; Actinopteri; Cyprinodontiformes; Goodeidae
Gene: zbtb44
Product: zinc finger and BTB domain containing 44
Exons: 6
Coding region: 324-2330 (668 amino acids)
Biological process (GO): regulation of transcription by RNA polymerase II; positive regulation of gene expression
Molecular function (GO): protein binding; RNA polymerase II cis-regulatory region sequence-specific DNA binding; DNA-binding transcription factor activity, RNA polymerase II-specific
Source: RefSeq, a predicted model, not a curated record